Lasiodiplodia theobromae is the source of this 1305-nucleotide messenger RNA. Its product is annotated as Glycoside hydrolase family 16. Bases 1 to 1305 code for a protein of 434 amino acids. The transcript has a single exon. Lineage: Eukaryota; Fungi; Ascomycota; Dothideomycetes; Botryosphaeriales; Botryosphaeriaceae. The record is from RefSeq and is a predicted model, not a curated record. Gene Ontology annotation, biological process: carbohydrate metabolic process. Gene Ontology annotation, molecular function: hydrolase activity, hydrolyzing O-glycosyl compounds.
AUGCCCUUCGGAAAACAACUCGAUGGACUAAUUUCCAAGGCGAAGGUCCAGUACGAUAAGUACCAGGCCUCGCACCAGGCUCCUCCGGUGCCUCCGCGCCCCAAUCAGCAGUACCCCGGCCAACAGUACCAGUAUCCCGGCCAGCAGUAUCCCGGCCAGCAGUACCAGCAGCACCAGCAGCAGCAGCAGUACUACCCCGCCAAUCCUGUCGCCGACGCCAGCGCGCACUACCCAGCAGCCGCUCCGCACUACUUUCCCGGCUCUCACCCUCCGCAACAGUCCUCCUACCAGAGACCGCCGCCGCCGCCGCCGCCGCAACAGCAAUACCCGCAGUAUGGCCAACCCCAAUACUCGCAGCCGCAGUAUGGCCAGCCUCAAUACGGCCAGCCCCAAUACGGCCAGCCGCCCUACGGCCAGCAGCCCUACGACCAGCAGCCUUACGAACAGCCGCAGUACGCGCAACCGCCGUAUCAGUCGCCCUACCAACCGCCCUUCCAACAGCCUCCGCCGAUCCCGACACAUCCGACCGCGCUGCCGCACUACUGGGCGCCCAUCCUCGAUCCGAGCGCCGCCGUAUCCGUGAACUUCGAGCACAAGCAAGGCGCCGGAGGCUGGGGCAACAACGAAGCCCAGACCUACACGGCAGACGCGCGCAAUUCCUUCCACACGCCCAAUGGCGCCCUGGUGCUGCGUGCCAUCGCCGACCGCAACGCCCCCGAGGGCCAGCAAUACACGAGCGCCCGCCUGGUCUCGCGCCAGCCGCUGGCCCGGGACCGCGGCUUCCUGCAGGUGCGCAUAACGGCCCCGUCGGCAAAGGGCAUCUGGCCCGCCUUCUGGCUGCUGCCGCGCGAGCCCUUCACCUGGCCCGGCGACGGCGAGGUCGACAUCUUCGAGGCUUGGAACGGCGUGCGCCAGAACCACGCCUGCCUGCACUGGGGCCACUUCAACGGCGAGGACUGGAACAAGCACCGCGUCGUAGAGACGCCCAUCCCGCAGCUGGAUGACCCCAACGGCCGGUGGUACGGCUUCUCAUGGGACCAGGACGGCCCCACCGGCCGCAUGGUGUGGUAUGUCGAUGGCAUGCCCGUCAUGAAGGCCCCCAUUCCCCCCGGCACGAGGAGGUUGGCCGAUUUCCAGAUCAUCAUCAACAUCGCAAUGGGCGGCAACGUCAACCAGAACGCCCUGCCCGAGGAUGGCCAGUAUGAAAUGGUGAUCCAUUCUCUCAAGCUUCACGAAGAGCCAAGUGGGGGCUGGGCUGCGUUCGAGAGGGAUUGGGCCACUGCUGCCGAGGGGCGUCCGAUGUAG